Dromiciops gliroides (monito del monte) is the source of this 2279-nucleotide messenger RNA. RefSeq names its product Ras association domain family member 6 (gene RASSF6). The coding region runs from base 117 to 1136 and encodes 339 amino acids. The transcript has 11 exons. NCBI's taxonomy places the organism in Eukaryota, Metazoa, Chordata, Mammalia, Microbiotheria, Microbiotheriidae. The record is from RefSeq and is a predicted model, not a curated record. Gene Ontology annotation, biological process: signal transduction.
CAUCUGUCAGGAAGAGAACUAGUUCCCUGCCAUGCUCGAAGAAAAACCAAGUGAAUCCUCUCCAAUCCUCUUUGGUUCUGACCUCCCUCCCAGCCAGUGUGAAUGAGUGGAGAAAAAUGACCAGCAAUCCUCUCCAGUCCCCUCCUCUGAUAGUCAUCAGUGAGAAGAAAUCCAUUACCAGGAAUGAACUUAAUUCUUUAUUGAAGGCCUACAACAUUUUUUACGGGGACCAGAAAAACCGGCAUAUUAUUUAUGGUGAGACUGAAGAAGACAAUCUAAUUAUCGAAGGAAUUUUAGAUAUAUUCUGGGGAGUACAAAAGCCUAUCCGACUGAAAAUACAAGAUGAGAAGCAGGUUCCAUCUUUUGCUACCAUCAAGUCAUCAACAUUAUUUUCCCAGAAGGGGGGUAUGACCCGCUGGGGGGAGUUUGAUGACCUCUAUCAUAUCAGUGAGCUGGAGAAGAAGCAGAGUUUUGUGAAUGAAGCCAAGGAUCCUCAGGAAGAUUAUGUGUCUUAUAACAUCAGCACCCUGAGGCCUCAGUUAGGGGAUGAACCAGAUUCUCCCUUGCUAUACAGAACAAUGAGCGAAGCAGCCUUGGUGAGGAAGAAGAAGGUAAACCUCAGCAAGAUAGAGAGAAGAGCUCAACAGAAUCACAGGGUUUCUAUUAAUGGCCAUUUCUAUGACCAUGAGACAUCAAUUUUUACUCCAGCCUUUGGAUCUGAAACCAAAGUGAGAAUAAACAGUAACAUGAGAACAGAAGAAGUCAUAAAACAGCUUCUACAAAAAUUCAAGAUUGAAAAUGACCCCCAGGAUUUUGCUCUUUACAUUAUCUAUGCAACUGGAGAAAAGAGACGGCUAAAGAACACAGACAUUCCCUUAUUCCAGAGGCUGUUGCAGGGUCCCUCACAAAAGAACGCUAAGAUUUUCCUCAUGGACCAAGACGCAGAAGAAAUCAGCAGUGAUGUAGCUGAAUACCUUAACUAUCACUUUUGUUUCUUGCAAUCAAUCCUUCAAAGAUUAAAUGAAGAAGAAGCACAAGAGAUUAAAAAAAUAAUCACAAAAUUCAGUACAGAGAAGUAUUUUAUAUUAAAACAUCUUCGAAAUAAAAUGACAGUAAAGACAGAAACAACAGUAUAAUGCAACUAACACCAUGGAUCAAACACUUCAGCCAAGUGAAAAGUAUUUACAUACUUAAUGAGUGCAUGUAUAUUGUAGCUACAUGCAUUUAUAUAAAUACACAGAAACUUCAAGCUUGUAGAAAAUUGUCUGAGCAGACAAUUUACCUCCAUGUGAAGAGGUAAAGUUACCUUCAUGUUGUAGUUGGGACACUAUGUAUAGCUGGGCAUUUUGGACAGUAUGAAUUAAAACCCUAUCCCUUAGUUUUGUCAACUAACUCUUUGCAAGAAAUGACAAGUGAAAUGGGAACUAAAGAGUGUAAACAUUUUUUUAAAAAAAGAUACAUGUGGGGGCAGCUAGGUGGCGCAGUGGAUAAAGCACCAGCCCUGGAUUCAGGAGUUCCUGAGUUCAAAUCCGGCCUCAGACACUUGACACUUACUAGCUGUGUGACCCUGGGCAAGUCACUUAACCCCCAUUGCCCCGCAAAAAAAAAAAAAAUACAUGUUCUUUAUGUUGCCAAGAAAUUCACUUUCAUUUUGAGUGGAGUCUAUAGAUCAUUGAUGACUCUUGGUUUUUCUUGAAAAUGAGAAUGAUCUUGCAAGCUGGCAAAUGAAUGACUAUUAUGUGUGUGUAAUCUUGCUAAAACUCCAGAGGACCAAAGGCUACAGAAGCUUAGUUACCCAUAAUAUCUCCAGGUGUACCUUUCCCAGAGUUACUUGAUUUCUGGUUCCUUUGACUUGACGGGGUCAAGCGUAGUCAGCAUGACAAUCUGGUAAAGGACCUAAUCUGAAAUUGACAAAGCUGUCUCUGACUUCAUAUUAUUGUUUUCUGAAACUGACUUUCAAAACACGAAAGGAAUUCUGAAAUUUGGGAUUUAGGAUUUUUUUGUUAUUGUUCUUAUUCAUAGUUGUUAUUGUCAUCAGUAAUGAUUUUUAAGUGAUGCCUUAUAAGGUUCAAUAGGUCUUUUUCUUAAUCUACCUCCAUUUUAUUUCUUGUUGAUAUUGUCUAAAAUAUUUCUAAAAUGUUUUAUAUUUUAUAUAGACUAGAGCUCUGUAUAAGUACACAGGUGGAAAAUUACUUUUAAAUAUUGAAAUACACAUCACAGGCAUUUCAAAGACAGAUAAUUCUAAAUUAUCACCAAAAUAUAGACAAGAGUGUGUUCAU